Messenger RNA from Filobasidium floriforme, 945 nucleotides. RefSeq lists its product as uncharacterized. The transcript has 3 exons. Lineage: Eukaryota; Fungi; Basidiomycota; Tremellomycetes; Filobasidiales; Filobasidiaceae. Bases 63 to 914 code for a protein of 283 amino acids. The record is from RefSeq and is a predicted model, not a curated record.
AUCGUCCAAAUACAUACGCCCUUGGGGAUCGUUCUACUCAGCGACAUACGACUCGACGUACGAUGACAAGCACUCCUGUUCCGCCUAAAACAGCGGCCGGUUCGGUGCCUCAACACAUCGCCUUGUACGAGUCGCUUCCCAGCCUGAUCGCACAGGUUCGGGCUGGUAAGAUCGCCCUGGGUACCACCCUCCAGCUGCGAUUGAUCAUCGGGAAGCACCGCAAACAGGCCACCGCGCACCUCCUCUCGAAAGGACUACCUGAUCCCUUUAUCAACCUGCCUGCAGGGCUCAAUCCGGACAUCAAGCUUCCUCCUGAGCUAGAAGCACUCCAGCUCGAGGUAAGCAAGACCCCUCGGCCUGCUGCCAAUUCGGCCAGUUCGGCCGGGGGGACUCCUAAUGACCAACCCAGGCCGGCGAUGGCGAACCCUCAAGCUAGGCCUCCUCAGGCUGGCCAGGCUGUUACGAGGAACCCUACACCCGGGAUGGUCCGCCCACCAGUAGCUCCUGGAGUCCGUCCACCUGCAUCAGGUACUCCAAUGCAACAAGCCCCUCCUCGUCCCCCGGUUCAGCAAGCACAAACUCCUCAGCCUGCUGGCAAUAGACCUCAGCCCAAACCUAAACCCAAGGCUGCACCUCAACAAGUCCGACCUCCAGUUGCACCUCCAGCUACGAACGCGGCUUCUCCCGCCCCGGCUCCCGCACAACCCACCGCCAAGACCUCGGCUGUAUCCACGCCUGUGCCGAGUAGGCCGUCGAGCGAGGCGCCGAGUCAGCCUGGACAGGCGGGGACGAGGCCGCCCGUUAUGGCCCCUGGUGGAAAGUAUUCGUGGGCUCAAGUGUUUCAACUGAGCGAGGCUGAGCGUCAGGCUUGGUUUGACGAGGUAGGGCUAAGCGGGCGAUCAUUAUCAGGCUGAAAGGUAGCGACACGAACGAAAUUGAUAUGCG